CAACCCCGUCCCCUCUUCCCAUCCUUUUUGCUCCUGAUUCACAACAAUUUAAAUAAAGAAAUAUUCAGAAAUGUUAUUUUUCAAUGUUUAAUCAGAGUGGAUCUUUAAGAUUUAUGUCUACGGAUGGAUGGGCAGUAACAGCCGUGGUGUCGAUGGGUUUGGCGGCGGUGUUACAUUAGACGGGUGCUUAUCGAUUGCGCUCUGCUGCAGGAAGGCCACCUGCCUUCCGGGAGAGCGCUGGAAAUGUGAGCUCUUCGUCCUUCCUUUGCCCUCGCGUCCUUCUCAUCCCGUCUUCGCUUCCACACUUCUUUGCAUCCCUUUCCACCCCACCCCACCUGGAAUUUGUCCCGUCUCUGCAUCAGAAAGCAGUCCGGCGUGGAGGAGCAUGGCUGCAGCGGAGGGGAGAAUGCACGAGCUGAAAAAUAUCAAAGUUGGAGCCACGUUGGUUAUCAACAAAGACGGUUUGAGCUGGUUUUCUGGAAGAAGAUCCUGUGGGAACAAAAUCACCAGACGGGAGGCGGAGCCUCAGAGGUUGAUGUCCUCAGGUGAGACAGAAGAGGAGCAACAAUCGCUCACCUGCGUCUGCAUUCUUCAUCCAAAUGAAAGAAAUGUAAAUAGGAAGCCGUGGAGACAUACGGAUCAGAGGUCAAGCUUCCUGACGCAGAGCGCCUACUUCCCGUUAUCUGACCACGAUUCUCAGAAAAAGCUCCAAGAAUCAGUGUUUGCUUUUCCAGAUCCAGUUUUCCCAGAAUCCCUAAAAACUCAGAAAGGAAACAUUUUAAGCACUAAAGACAUUUCCAGUGUGAUUCCCAACAACCUGAAUGUGUCAAACCGGCAUAAUAAAAAUACAGUCAGUGGAUGCAUCAUUUUAUGUGAUGGAUGGGAACUUUUUCACCCUAUUCGGAAUUGGGGGAAAUUUCCUGGACACUGUUGGACCAUGGAUAACAUGUUUAUGUUAAAACCCUCCAUCAUCCAGAAGUCUUUAAGUCCCAUUACUGAGGAUGAUGCAAACGGAAAUGUUAUCAACCUUCAAAGUCAUCUGCAAAUGUGUCGAAACUCCAACGAUCCGGGAGAGUCAGCGGGACAAGAUGGAAACGGGAAACGGAAGAAAAGCGUGUCCUUUGAUGAAGACGUCACAGUUUACCUGUUUGAUCAGGAGAUUCCAACCGUGGAGCUUCACUCUGAGUCCGACCCGUUCCAGCCAUUCAGCUGCUUUCAUCACGAGGAAGACUCUGGUUGGGAGUGGGAAGAUGACUUUCAGACUUUGGAGAACACCCACCAUUUCCAGACGGACCCUCACACCAUCUCCCUGCCAUCACUGGAAUGGACUUCAACGUCCAGGCCGAAGAACCGCGCUCUGCCCCACACCUGCCUGGUCCUCACCUACAUCCCUGAGUCAGACCUGGAGCUGUGAGGUGAAAAGGAUAAUUCAAGUCCAAGGAUGAAGUGCAAAAGAAAGGCAGUGAAGCCCUCCAGGAGGCCCUGGUCCGACCCGGAGCCAGAACUGGAGCCGGACACGGAGCCUGGCUCCAGCGAACAGGAAGGCUCCG
Oryzias melastigma (Indian medaka) is the source of this 1550-nucleotide messenger RNA. It is a transcript of the gene bhlha15, whose product is annotated as basic helix-loop-helix family, member a15. Gene Ontology annotation, molecular function: protein dimerization activity. The record is from RefSeq and is a predicted model, not a curated record. The transcript is spliced from 6 exons. Lineage: Eukaryota; Metazoa; Chordata; Actinopteri; Beloniformes; Adrianichthyidae. Bases 128 to 1414 code for a protein of 428 amino acids.